UAAAAACUUGUUUCAACAUUGCAAGUCAGAUAUGUCUACAAGCUUAGUACAGGGCGCAAGCAGAGGGUUGGGAUUGCAGUUUUGUAAAAGCUUGCUUGACAAAGGGUCCAUCGUCAUAGCUACCUGCAGAAAUCCUGAGAAUGCGUCAAAUCUGCAGAAUUUGCGCCAACAAAAUUCAGAAAAACUUUUCAUCCACAGGCUUGAUGUAACGAAUGAAGAACAUGUAGCGCAAGUUGCAAGUGAGGUACAGGCAAAGUUUGGAAAACUGGAUUUAUUAAUAAACUCAGCAGGACUGUUGCACCCGUCAGGCAGAGGAGAGACAAGCUUGAAGGAUGUAACUCCAAAGGGGAUACUAGACACAUUUUCAACUAAUACAGUGGGUCCUUUGGUGAUGGCCAAACAUUUCAUGCCACUAUUGCAGAAGGGAAGUGGAAACAUUGGAACACAACAUCCAGAUCCCAAAAAUCAGCAUAAGGCAGUUCUAGUCAAUAUGUCAGCCAAAGUUGGAUCAAUAACAGACAAUGGUUUAGGAGGGUGGUACAGUUAUAGGAUGUCAAAGGCAGCUCUAAACAUGGCUAACAAGAAUCUCAGCAUAGAGCUAGGGCGUGGAAAGAACAAAGUGAUAUGUGUGGUACUGCACCCAGGGACAGUGGACACAGACCUGUCCAGGCCAUAUCACAAGAAUGUACCAGAAGGAAAACUUUUUACUGUGGAAUACUCUGUAGGUUGUUUAUUAAAAAUUGUUGAUAGCUUAAGUUAUUUAGAUACUGGCAAAUACUAUUCAUGGGAUCACAAGGAAUUGCCAUUUUGAUGAAAAGAGAUAA
Molecule: messenger RNA, 824 nt
Organism: Lingula anatina
Lineage: Eukaryota; Metazoa; Brachiopoda; Lingulata; Lingulida; Lingulidae
Cellular component (GO): cytoplasm
Molecular function (GO): oxidoreductase activity
Source: RefSeq, a predicted model, not a curated record